Messenger RNA from Gekko japonicus, 4452 nucleotides. It is a transcript of the gene SLC39A9, whose product is annotated as solute carrier family 39 member 9. NCBI's taxonomy places the organism in Eukaryota, Metazoa, Chordata, Lepidosauria, Squamata, Gekkonidae. Gene Ontology annotation, cellular component: membrane. The transcript is spliced from 7 exons. The coding region runs from base 118 to 1035 and encodes 305 amino acids. The record is from RefSeq and is a predicted model, not a curated record. Gene Ontology annotation, molecular function: metal ion transmembrane transporter activity. Gene Ontology annotation, biological process: transmembrane transport; zinc ion transport.
GGGCGAGGGAGUGGAGGAAGCCCAUGAGGGUUGUUCCUCCUUCGGGGGCCGCGCCGGCGAUCUCAGGGGAGGAUUAGCGGCCCGGUGUAACAUCUGAGCAAGCAAGAGACACCGGCCAUGGACGACUUCUUGUCUAUCAGCCUGCUCUCGCUGGCUAUGCUGGUAGGCUGCUACGUGGCGGGGAUCAUCCCAUUAGCCGUUAAUUUCUCGGAGGAAAGGUUAAAGCUGGUCACAGUCCUUGGUGCUGGCCUCCUUUGUGGAACUGCCUUGGCUGUCAUUGUGCCUGAAGGAGUACACGCACUUUAUGAAGAUAUUUUGGAGGCAAAGCAUCAUCCAGUCAGUGAGACUCAAAAGGUGGCUGAAUCUGAGAAAGCAGCAGAAAUGCCGGUGGUGUAUGACCAUGACCACGACCAUUCAAGGUUACAUGCUUACAUUGGAGUUUCCCUCGUCCUUGGCUUUGUCUUCAUGCUUCUGGUGGAUCAGAUUGGCAGCUCUCAUGUACACACGACAGAUGACCCAGAAGCAGCAAGAUCGAGCAAUUCCAAAAUCACCACUACACUGGGAUUAGUUGUUCAUGCUGCAGCGGAUGGUGUUGCCUUAGGUGCAGCUGCCUCUACAUCUCAGACCAGUGUCCAGCUAAUAGUGUUUGUUGCAAUUAUGUUGCAUAAGGCGCCAGCUGCCUUUGGCCUAGUCUCUUUUCUUAUGCAUGCUGGUCUUGAACGGAAUCGAAUCAGGAAGCACUUGCUAGUUUUUGCACUAGCAGCACCUGUUUUGUCAAUGGUGACUUACUUGGGGCUAAGCAAGAGCAGUAAACAAGCUCUCUCAGAAGUCAACGCCACUGGAGUUGCCAUGCUUUUUUCUGCAGGGACUUUUCUGUAUGUUGCUACAGUUCAUGUCCUCCCUGAGGUUGGUGGCAUGGGACAUAGCCACAAAGCUGAAGCUGCAGGAGGAAAAGGACUCAGCCGCCUGGAGGUGGCAGCUCUAGUCCUGGGCUGCCUGAUACCUCUGAUUUUGUCCAUUGGACACCAGCAUUAAAGACCUGAAGACCAGCAACCUACUCCUCACUCUGACAUGAGCAGCAAGUGUUGGCUGCCCUUUUAUCAUUGUCUCUCUUACCUUGUUAACCGCCCCAUCUUAAGGAGUCAGAGAGAAGCGUGGCUGCAGAAGGAGGAAUUCUGGGAGAGCUUUUAGUGUAGCAAGACAGUACUUUGGACAGCUGGAUAUUAAUUCUGCUUAACUUUCUGAAGAUACUUUAAUUAUGACUUCCUGCCCUAUUCUCAGGGAAGGUGAAAUUAAGAUUUUAUGGCAGAUGAUUUGGGAAGAACUUUGUGGUUCAUAAUGAAAUCAUAAUCACCAAAGUAUUCUGUGUGUCAGCAUUCACAGCUGACCUGCUGACAUUGGAUGCUGCCUUCAAAUACAUGGACUCCUUUUAACUGCCUCAAAAUUGUAUGUGUUAUACUGAUAGCGCAGGCUAUCUUGGGAAGAUAAAUCUGACACAAAUUUUGGAUUUACAAACUCUGAAGAAAUGUUUGGACAAAGCCUGAGAACAAUUUAGGAGGCUAGUUAAGCAUCUGGAUGGGAAUCUUGUAUUGCAUUACCAGGAGGUAACCUUGUUGCACCCCUUGAGUAUAAUGAUCCAUACGGUUGAAUAAGCCAGCAGUGUUGGGCUGAGAGUUAGGCUAUUCUGAACUCUGACGAGUUGGUGCUUAUCGAAGUGAAUAUGGUACCAAUUUAUUUGGAAAGCUUUAUUCCACUGAAAUAGAAUAAGGUUAAGUACUGGUCAGCUAGCACAAAAUGUUUUUGCAGAGGUAGAUGCUGUGGCACAGAGUCCUUAAGGCUUAGCAUUUAUUAGAAGCAAGAUAAGCCAUUCUGAAUUGGCAUGAGGGUGUUCGAAAUGAGUCCCACUCUCCGUCUCACUUUUGAAGUCUUACAGUCAGUGUUGACUGAGAGUACAGCUCUGGAAUGCAGUGUCAGCCUUUGCAUGUGAUACACAAAUCUGUGUAUCACAUGUGUGCUACCUUUGGCUAAUAAAUGUUGUUUUGUUUUGGAAGAAACAAGCCAUGGGCAGAAACCUAGAACAUCCAAAGGUGUAUGUGGAUUCUUAGCACAGAGUUUUUACAGCAAAUUAGAUAUACAUUUUACUCCCAUUGCCAAACAUUUCUCUUGUUUAUUCACAUUUUCGUUGCAAAAAAGAUAAAAAUGUCAAAUAACUAGUCUCUCCCUGGUGCUAGUUAUUUCUCUAUGCCAGACAUUUCCCCCACACAUCCCCAUGUUUACAAUCCGUAACACAAUCUUUCUUCCAUUCCUUGUUCACAUCUUAUACUAGCUUGUCAGAAAAUAAUGUUAUGGUCCUAGGUGAGGAUUUGUCUUUAAUUUGUGAUUUCUGCUGGAUUCUUUGAUAUUGGCCCAGUCACAGUAGUCAAGAUUAGGACCUCAGUGAAGAUCUUGGCUUUGGGGUUUCUGCUAACACUGGAAGUUGAACUUUAAAAUCAGCACAGAAUAAUUAAUAGAUUUAGGAUUGGCUCCAAACCUUGUUUUCCAUCAGCAUAAAGCAGUUCUGCCAGCAGAAGAGUGAGUGUUUUUUUAUUGAUUUUGCCCUCCAUGCUAUCCCCAGGGAGCUUAGCGUUCUGCCAUGGGUGGCAGGAAAGUUCUGUCGCAUUAGUGGAGCUCUGUGGGUGGUACAUUAGAUCCAUCAUCUGAUCUUUUCCUGACGGUUGAUCAGUUGCACAUCUGAUCUGCAACAGCCUUCUACAUGAACCGUAGCCAACAUGGUCCACAAACUUCGUGUUUUGAUGCCUGCUUGAGGUGGGGGAAACUGGGAGUUGUUAGAUGCCUGGGAGAUCACAGCACAUAACUAGUGGUGCAUUCCAAAAGGAAAGCAGUUGAUGUCAAAUUGGCACAGAAUAAAUGGAAAUGGUCAUUGUUAAUGAACUGAAAUAGUUGCAUUUACUUAGGAUAAUUUGAAGGUAACAUGGGCACAAGUACGAUUAAAAGCCUGGUUUUUGCUACAGAACUGCAUUUGGCAGUGCUGGACAAGACAAACACUGAAUAAGAGUUUGAAUUAAGCCACACUUAAUGUUUGCGAUAGUAUUAUGAUAUUGGUAUCAGAAAUUUUUGUUGGACACCAGAGCUGCCUUUCACAUCUGAUUGCAGCACGUUGGAGAACUUGCUAUGAAGCUGCCAAUGCUGGAUCACUUCAUAUUUAUGAAAAUAAUCUCUACUAUAUCUUCCGUGCUCGCAGAGCCUGGGCCUGGUGUCAAUAGCAAGAAGCCUUGAUUGGACUUCUGCCCUUGAUUGAUAAGGAAAUGGGAUGGCGUCUAGAAUCAUUAACACUCUACAUAUUACACAUUAAAUGAGGCUAAGCAAGGCAUGGGCAAUAUAGCAAAGAAUUGUGUAGCUGAAACAUUUCCAAAUAUGCUGUUGUAAAAUUGAGAUCAAGUUUAAUGGUAUGCCAUAUGUGUCUUGAAAGAGUAGCAUUACAUAACUCUGUCUUGACUACUUGCUCUACACCACCACCGAUUUGACUCUGUAAUGAUGUGGAUACUUCGACACUUCAUCCGUAAUGGACUGCUAAUUAUCGCAGUGAAAGUGGAUUUGAAGGAUGUACCUUUAGCAGAGUACCGGAUAUCUUUUCCGUUGUAGCUGUGAGAAUCCUAACUUCAAGGGAUCUCCUAGGUUAAAGUAACCUCCCAUGUUUUAUGUUUCCCCACUUAACCAAGUCAAAUUCAGGAUAGUGAAGUUCCACUCCUCAAAAGUCUUAUUGAUGACAUUCUGGCUCCAGCAAUAGACUUCUGGGGAGCCACAGAAAGAGGGUGAAUACUCAAUAAUACCUUGCAAGUCUAGCCUCCUGUGUUUCUACUGCUUACAUUGGUUGACUGAGUUAUGAAAAUCAGUCUACGAUGAGCUGUGUCAGUGUGCAACAUUAUGUUAAAUCAUAACUAAGAAUAAUCAAAAUAAAGGGAAUGGUCUCUUGCUUAACAGAGACUUCUUUAAAAACCUGGUUUAUAACAUGUAUGAGGAUGGCAGUCAAACCAAGGGAGCAAGGAUACUUUGAAUUUUCUUAAGGUGAUAAUGUGAAACAGCAGAAAACUACUCUUGUUAAAUUCUCCAGAUAAGUUUCCACAGCUCGUCGUAGAGGUAUACCCAGUGACAGCAGACAUUUUGUAGUCGACUGUAGGAAUGGGAAAACUUGAACUUGUUUGUUCGUACUGCUGUUUUAUGCUGUUUGUUGAACCACAGGAGUUGGGGGGGGGGAGCUCAGCAGUGACAUUCAGAAGCAGAAUAUCUGUUUCAAAAGAUCAGCUUUUCUGUGUUUUGACUGUGUCUCUGAGCAGCUGUGACUUUGUGGGUACAGUGUUCCCUGGUCAUAGCUGUGUAUCUGACUGUGUACUAAAGUGUGAUUUCGAUGUCUUUUCCAAAUCAUUUGUACACAUGAAACCAUUCCAUGGAUGA